Xenopus laevis (African clawed frog) is the source of this 1833-nucleotide messenger RNA. RefSeq names its product cholinergic receptor, nicotinic alpha 1 L homeolog (gene chrna1.L). Gene Ontology annotation, biological process: chemical synaptic transmission, postsynaptic; regulation of postsynaptic membrane potential; chemical synaptic transmission. NCBI's taxonomy places the organism in Eukaryota, Metazoa, Chordata, Amphibia, Anura, Pipidae. Gene Ontology annotation, cellular component: presynapse; postsynaptic membrane; plasma membrane. The record is from RefSeq and is a predicted model, not a curated record. Gene Ontology annotation, molecular function: extracellular ligand-gated monoatomic ion channel activity; acetylcholine-gated monoatomic cation-selective channel activity; monoatomic ion channel activity. The transcript is spliced from 8 exons. The coding region runs from base 111 to 1439 and encodes 442 amino acids.
CAUGGAACCGGAAGCCGAAGCCUGACCCACUUGUGGAGAUUCAACAGGCUGAAAUGUCAUCAUUCCAAAUGUGAAACCCAGUAGGCAAGAUCUUUGAGGAGAGGAAGCAAAUGGAUUUUGUCCUCACGCGUCUUAUUUUGCUCUUUCUUGCAGCUACCAUUAUCUAUUCUUCUGAGGAUGAAUCCCGCCUUAUAAAUGACUUAUUCAAGAGCUACAACAAAGUGGUUCGUCCAGUCAAGGCUUUUAAGGACAAAGUUGUGGUGACGGUGGGACUCCAGCUUAUACAGCUUAUUAAUGUGCAAUGGGAGGAUGUUCACCUAAAGUGGGAUCCAGAAGAUUAUGGAGGCAUAAAGAAAGUUCGAAUCCCUUCUAGUGAUAUUUGGCGCCCUGAUAUUGUGCUGUACAACAAUGCAGAUGGAGACUUUGCUAUUGUCCAGGAAACAAAGGUCCUUCUGGAUUACACUGGGAAAAUAAUAUGGUUGCCCCCUGCCAUUUUUAAAAGUUACUGUGAAAUGAUUGUCACAUACUUUCCAUUUGACCUACAGAACUGCAGCAUGAAGCUUGGUACCUGGACUUACGAUGGCACAUUAGUUGUUAUAAAUCCAGAAAAUGAUCGUCCAGAUCUGAGUAACUUUAUGGAAAGUGGAGAAUGGUACAUGAAGGAUUAUCGCUGCUGGAAGCACUGGGUUUAUUAUGACUGCUGCCCAGAAACACCAUACUUGGAUAUCACAUACCAUUUUCUCCUGCAGAGGCUUCCCCUUUACUUUAUUGUCAAUGUUGUGAUCCCUUGUUUGCUAUUCUCCUUUCUGACUGGCCUGGUGUUUUAUCUGCCUACUGAUUCAGGAGAGAAAAUCACUCUGAGCGUUUCUGUACUGCUGUCCCUGGUUGUGUUUCUUCUGGUCAUCGUUGAACUGAUUCCUUCGACAUCAAGCGCUGUCCCUUUAAUUGGGAAGUACAUGUUAUUCACCAUGGUGUUUGUUAUCGCGUCCAUUGUCAUCACAGUCAUUGUCAUCAACACCCAUCACCGUUCCCCAAGUACUCACAUUAUGCCCCAGUGGCUGAAAAAGAUUUUUAUUGAAACCAUCCCGAGGGUUAUGUUUUUUUCUACCAUGAAACGCCCAGCACAAGAUCAACAUAAGAAAAAGAUAUUUACAGAAGAUAUUGAUAUAUCAGAUAUUUCGGGAAAGUUAGGCCCUACUGCAGAGAAAUAUCAAUCUCCAAUCCUUAAGAAUCCUGAUGUUAAAAGUGCUAUAGAAGGAGCCAAAUAUGUAGCAGAGACCAUGAAGUCUGACCAGGAAUCAACUAAGGCCUCAGAAGAAUGGAAGUUUGUUGCUAUGGUUUUAGAUCACCUGUUGCUAGCUGUCUUCAUGAUAGUGUGUAUCAUUGGAACGCUGGCUAUAUUUGCUGGCCGGCUCAUUGAGUUACACAUGCAAGGUUAAAUGUUACAGGAAACCAUGGAAAUUGGAACCGUGUUCAUUCAAAGGCAGCAAGUGAUUCCUUUGCCUUGCUGUGAAGACUCUACAUUAGACAUGCUGAGCUGCAAGCCUUGACAUACUAUUACAAGGCUAGCAGUAGGAAAACAUCAUUUAAAAGUUCAUUAAAGUUUGGGGGGUUGUAGUAGAAAACACAAGUUUUUUAUGUCUGUAACAUUGUUUGUAAAGCGUGGCAAUUAAACUACACACUGUUUUUACAGCUAUCUGCCAUACUAAGACUUACACUGUAUAUUUUGUAUUGAGACUUAACACUGAGCUAUCUGCAAACCAGAUUUGCGUUAUUACUAUUCCUAUCCAUAAACUGAUUGUGUGUAAUAAAGUAAUUAAAUACAAAAUCAAA